Molecule: messenger RNA, 1594 nt
Organism: Fomitopsis serialis
Lineage: Eukaryota; Fungi; Basidiomycota; Agaricomycetes; Polyporales; Fomitopsidaceae
Exons: 6
Coding region: 105-1481 (458 amino acids)
Source: RefSeq, a predicted model, not a curated record
GACGGCCGGGAAUUGCCGACGCCAACUUCACCUCUUGACCACCAUCCACCACCGCGCGCGCUACGCCUCUGCCAUCCCCGUCGCGUCUCUCCUCGCUGCUCAACAUGUCUAAAAAGGGAAACAAGGCUCAGACAAAGGAGAACAAAGACCAGUCCUACGAGUUCCGCGACAUCGUCCUGGCUAAGGUCCGCGGCUACCCCUCAUGGCCUGGCAUGAUCGUCGACCCGGAGACCGUGCCCCAGAACGUACAGGGCGAGCGGCCCAACGCCAAAUCGAAAAAGGGCAAAUGGUACUGCGUGCGAUUCUUCCCCGCGGGUGACUACGCCUGGAUAGUGCCGCGAGACAUCUCCAAGCUCCAGCAGCACGAAAUCCAGGCGUACGUCAACGAGCCAGCCAAGAAAUCUGCCGAUCUACUCCAUGGCUACCGCAUCGCGCUGGAUCCCACAGAAUGGGAGAAGGAGCGCAAUGCUAUGCGCGACGCAGCGGCCGAGGCGGAGGCCAACGCUGAGGUCGACCAGCUCCAGAGCGACGGCGAGGAAGAGGCAGGUGACGACGAUGAGGAGGAGCUGAAGCCCAAGGCCAAAAAGCGGAAGCGCGACUCUGAGGCGACGCCUGCGAAGAGCAAGGCCAAGCCCAAGACGCCGAAGAAAGGCUCUGCAGAGCCCGUAAGCAAGAAGAAGACUCCUACCUCGAAGGCGAGGAAGAACGGGCACAAGUCGAAGGCGAUGAUCGAGUCAGAGGACGAGGGCGGCGCCGAAGCGGAGGAUGAGGAUGCGGGUCCCAGCAAGCAGGUGUCGCCACCGCCCACGAAGAAGGCUAAGCGUGAAAAGGAGGGAGAGGAAGGCGAGGACUCUGCAUUGGCGAACGAUCCUGAGGCAUCGAAGGUGCGAGAAUGGAGACACAAGCUGCAGAAAGCCUUCCUCAACACCAAGGUGGUGGCCAAAGACGAGGACAUACCAGCAUUUGACCAGCUCUUCUCGACGGUCGAGAACUAUCAGAACAUGACAAUCCAGUACUUGACAUUCUCGAAAAUCGGCAAAGUGAUGCGUCACAUCAACGCGCUACCCAAGGAAAGGGUACCACGCGACGACGAGUACCACUUCAAGGACCGCGCGAAGGCUCUCGUCGACAAGUGGCACGAUAUCCUCGCCGAGAACAAAGGCAAGCCCAACGGCACCGCCGCGGCCGGCGAGAGCGCCAAAGCCACGACGAAUGGCACAAGCCCCACUGCCAAAGCCCCCGACACGGCAGAUGCCGACGCGACAACGAACGGCAAGCAGGCGGACAAGCUCCAGGCAGAGGGCAGCGAGGCCGCUAUGGAGAUCGACAACGGGGAGUCCAAGGCGGAGGAUGUUCCCGCUGGCGAGAAGGCGGAGUCCGGAGACGCCGACGCAGAGGCGGAGACGAACGACGACGCACCUGCCGACCUAACCGCGGACGACUCGGUAUUAGCAGACGUCACCAUGUCCGAGGCGGCAUAGGAGGGCGGAAGUCCCAGACGAACUCAAAUUGAUCUUUCCCUACCCUAGAGCAGCGGCCGGUCGAAGAAAAGGAGUCGACGCGUCCUCAUCCCGCUCCCACACAGGUGCGACGG